UAAGCCUGAGUGCUGUCCUCCCCUCUCUCUCUCUCUCUCUGCUUCUGUCACUGCCAACUACUGGGGGUCCUGCUGCCAGCAUGCAUUGCAACAGGGCUCUGGCUGUCAGCAUCUGCGCCGACAACUGCAUCCCAGCCGGACUGCGACUUGGACCCAUCAUUGGCAUCUUCAAACUGGGGAAGUAUUUGACAGAUCGCAGGGAACCUGGACCCAAGAAAAAGGUGCGUUUUAUGAGAGGGGAGCUGCUGGAUGAGUCUGGGGGUCCUGCCACAGAAUGGAUGGGCUUAAUUCGUGCAGCCAGAAACAAUCAUGAACAGAAUCUAGAAGCUAUAUCUGAUUUACCAGGAGGCCAGAUAUAUUACAGGACUCUCAGGGAUGUGCAGCCAGGAGAAGAACUCACUGUGUGGUACUCCAGCUCCCUAGCGCAGUGGUUGGACAUCUCUACUACAGCCACUCCGACCCAUGAUGAAAAAGGAGAGGAGCGCUACAUCUGCUGGUAUUGCUGGAGAACAUUUAAAUUCCCUAACACCCUAAAAGCCCACGUUCGUUUUCACUGCGCCCUUAACAACAGCAGGGGUUUCCUGCAUAACGAUCAGGUUAGAAGCUCUGAAUCCUUUUCCGCAUCACCCAAAAUCUCAGAAGGAGUGUCCAACACGGCUCCCCCUAUGAGGACCAACCCCCAACUGGCCAACGGGUUAAACAGGGACGCUAUUAAAAGGGAGGCCUCCUUAUCUCCAGUACUGAGCAAGCUUGGGGUGAUCAAGAAGGCUUUGGGCAAAGAACAACAGGACAGAGCCUUGGAUAUGAGUGUGGGAUCUACACGAAACCACAGCCAGUUUAUUGGCAUAGUGGGCAGUGCAUGUGGAGGGAAUGGCAUGGCAUUUUAUCCAGGAAUCAGGUCUGCUUUUAAACCAACUGGACUAUCCAAAUUACCCCAUACCGAUUCAGUCAGAGAAGAUUCAAAGGCCACCAGCAUAGGAUUCAGCAAACUAUUGGGGGGUAUCAAGCCUAGCCGCACAGGGAAUGAAUCUCUGAUCAGUAGCCACCAAUCCAAGUGUCUGUCUGGUGGAGAUGGCUCCUCCAGCAUCUUGUCAUGUGCCACUGGGAUAAGGGGUUUCCCUAUCUUAUCCCAUUUGGAGGAAACAUCAGCCUUCAAACAUGUAGAAAGGGGGGUCCAUGCCAGCCUCUCCCCCACCAGUCGCUACAGCCAUAUGCCUUCAGCAGGACAUCACUUUGAGAGGUUCUCCAUUCCUCCAUUUGAAGGCAUCAAGUCAUACUCCUCAGAAUGUAAUAUCCCAGUCAUGCCUUUCACUGUGUACAACGGGGAACUUCUUUACAGCACUCCAUACUAUCCCUUCAAAUUUCAUUUCAGCAACCUCAUUAAGUACCCUGAGUCAGUAUCUUAUUUCAAUGCUGGGCCAGCUAUUAACCCAGAGUUGGGCUCCAUUGCCUCCAGCAUAGACCGUGAGCUUGCCAUGCACAGCCAUCAGCUUUCUGAGAUAGCAAGUGAGAAGGGCAGAGCGGGCAGGAUAGAGAGUCUUGCAGGAGGGGCAGCACCUGGUACAGGCAAACCCAAGAAAGGGCACCUUUGCCUUUACUGUGGCAAGUUGUACUCUAGGAAAUAUGGCUUGAAAAUCCACAUGAGGACUCACACUGGCUACAAGCCUCUGAAAUGUAAGGUUUGCCUGAGGCCAUUUGGGGACCCAAGCAAUCUCAACAAGCACAUUCGCUUGCAUGCAGAGGGCAACACUCCCUACCGCUGUGAGCACUGUGGCAAGGUAUUGGUGCGGCGGCGAGAUUUGGAGAGGCAUGUGAAGUCUAGGCACCCCGGCCAGACCAUCAGCAGCAAGGAACAGGAGCAGACCGAGCCACCUUAUUCCCAGGCAGAUCCCAGAAGUGAGGACAAUGACAGUGAAGUGGAUGUGUGUUUCACUGAUGAACAAAGUGACCAGGAAACUGGAAGCAGCAAGGAACCCUAACCAGCACAUAUAUAGGCAUAGAGCUUUAUCAGAAAAUUCAGUUGUAUAUAAAUAUAUGCAGAUCUAUUAUUCACUAUUUGUUAGGGUUUAUUUAUGUGAUUCAAAAUGCAACCCAGUUUUUGGACUCUUGAUUGCCAUUUGGACAUUGUUCUACAGACUGGCAAGUGAAAGACUUGUAUAUGAAGUGUGUAUGUGUGUGAGUGAUAUUAUGGGGGAGUGUCAUAAAAGUAGCACUUUUUUAUAAGCGGGGAAAGCAAUCCCUGUGUAAUCAGAUAUGUGCAUUACCCAACAGUGGAACUGUAUGCCCAUCCUUUUGGUGCUGUUUAACUGACACAACCCCUCUUUGUUAUUAGGGGGUUGAUCAUCCAGUUUAGGAUUCUACUGCAACAUGAAAUGGUCUCAAAAAUGGCUAUAGCAGAUGUUUACCAGCCUCUCAAUGUGCUAUAGACUACUGAACAGUUUGGGAGAAUGCAAGAACCUAUUUUAGCUUCAACAGAACAGAACACAAUAGAGCAAAGGUUCAAAACGGAGAGGGCCCAAAGUAGUGGAUGGGAGAAUUGUGAGCAGCUCAAAAAGAAAUUCGGGAAGGUUUUGGGUUGAUUGUUUAGUUGGGUUAUAGCACAAUAGCAGGGGACUAUUAAACCAAGAUAAAGGGCCUUAAAAUCCAAAACCUCUGCUUUGGAGCAUUUACAAAGUGAUUUCACCUUGUGAAGGCAAUAGAUUAGUGGAAAAAAGCAAAAGCAGGCACUUUCAAUUUAUUGCAUUUGCUCUUUUGCACUAAGGCCUAUGCUGACAGUGAUGGAGGUCUUUGUUUUAUGAUGUAUAAAAGUAAUAUACAGCAAAAUUACAUUCUAACUUGGCCUCUGAGUCAGGUACUGUAAACACAGUUAAGGUGUAGUGCACAUAUUUGCAAUGGGUGAUGCCAAACCGCAGUCAUGUGUCUAUUGUUGUUUCAACAAAAAAUCUGUUUUAUAUGUCUUGUAGUUUUUCUUUUUUAAUGACUCAUGGUAUAGAGUGAAUACAGUUAUUUGGUCUUGAUUCAGUUUGUUUUUUGCGAUUUUCUAAAUAAAUGUAAUUAUUAUA
Messenger RNA from Xenopus laevis (African clawed frog), 3062 nucleotides. It is a transcript of the gene prdm13.L, whose product is annotated as PR domain containing 13 L homeolog. The record is from RefSeq and is a predicted model, not a curated record. The transcript has 4 exons. The coding region runs from base 81 to 1979 and encodes 632 amino acids. Gene Ontology annotation, cellular component: nucleus. NCBI's taxonomy places the organism in Eukaryota, Metazoa, Chordata, Amphibia, Anura, Pipidae. Gene Ontology annotation, biological process: regulation of gene expression; chromatin remodeling.